AUGGACUAUACACGAGUUCGACCAGACGAACAUGACGAGUUCAUCGGCGAGAAACCGACGCACUCGCGACAAACCCUGCCCCAUGGCACUUACCGUGCAUCUGCAAUUGUCAUCUCCAGUCUCGCUCUCACGAUAUCCAUCAUAACAGCAGCUUUCACCCUACUCGGUUAUAUCGGGCGCUCAGGCCAGCUGGAACCGUCUUCCUCACCGCGCCUCUUUCGCUGUGGCACAUCCGCCGCCGAAGCCAAAGCAGCCGGAUGUCACUUCGAUCUCAUGUCCUUCUCCUGGCUUCCACCCGAGUGCUACAACCAAGACCUCACGAAUGAUUUCCUCAACCACACAGACUGGCAGUGGUCGCUGGACGCGGAGGGGAAGCACAUGGUUUCCAAGCACUUUGUGCAACAGGGAGACUUUGAGUUCCUCUUCACGAGCUACGAAUACCACGUAGUCCACUGCGUGUAUAUGUGGAAGAAAACGCACCAGGCCAUCAUGGAGGCUACGUUUGACCACCUCGAUGGCUAUAUCGCUGGUCUGGGACACACGGGACACUGCGGCGAGAUGCUUCUAGAUCGCACAAUGGAUCUACAGGCCUGGGGAACACCAGGAUGGACCAAAUUCCCGGCAUGCGGUGCAGGGGUACUGGAGAUGGAACAUGGGUGGUAUCGAAUGCAUAAUGGAGAGAAAGCUUGGGGAAUGCCGGGUGCAGGGAACAGUCAUCACAGCUGA
Molecule: messenger RNA, 726 nt
Organism: Aspergillus clavatus NRRL 1
Lineage: Eukaryota; Fungi; Ascomycota; Eurotiomycetes; Eurotiales; Aspergillaceae
Exons: 1
Coding region: 1-726 (241 amino acids)
Source: RefSeq, a predicted model, not a curated record